AUGUAUGGUCGCCUUUUACUUAUGGCAUGCGCUACUAUAGCAAGUGCGAAAUUCCACAUCAAUGAGUUCGCUGAAAAAACUUGCGAUCUGCUCGAUAUCUGGAAUCGGAACGCCAACACCAGCAGCUCAGUCCAAUACACCCAGGACAAUAAAGUGCACUCAUCCUUACUGUCCAAUGACUGCCAAGGCGAGCUUAAGUCAGUCCUAGUAAAAUGUUUAGACAGUUCAGGCCUCAAAUGCAACGACAUAAUCCUCUCGACUGCUAACGAACCGCCCGCGUAUAAAUCUAUACCUGGAGGCCCUUUGGCGAAGAGAUUACAAUCGGAUCAAUCGCACUCUGAGAGCUGUCCAUACGCUGUGUACGACUUUCCUAUCGCAAUGAGCCCAGAAAUUGCUAGCAGUCCGAGCACCACCUCCGGUACAUUGGACUUGACCGAGUUGAUGACUUCAACAAUCGUUGGCGAAACAACCCUUGGCCCUGGUGGCAAGUCAAGUACUAUGUAUACACUUGCAACGGGUUUAAUUGGGAGCUUAGAAUCGUUCAGCAGCUAUAGCCAGACCCGUGGUACAGUGGAAGCUAUGCAAACAGUAACUGGUCGUAUUUGCCUGAUCAAGUAA
Molecule: messenger RNA, 618 nt
Organism: Penicillium canescens
Lineage: Eukaryota; Fungi; Ascomycota; Eurotiomycetes; Eurotiales; Aspergillaceae
Exons: 2
Coding region: 1-618 (205 amino acids)
Source: RefSeq, a predicted model, not a curated record